AUGACUGAAACAGGUAGUCAUCACACAGGCUUUAUCGCAGUUCAUGUAGGUGCUGGUUUGCAGUCUCAAGCUCGACUGAAUCAAUAUUUUGAAACGAUAAAACGAGCUUGCCUUCACGGAACAAGAGCAUUAAAGAAUGGAAAGAAUGCAUCAGAAGCAGCCUGUAUCGCUGUUGCUGUUCUUGAAGACUGUCCGUUGACCAACGCUGGAAUUGGUUCGAAUUUGACUCUAGAUGGAAACAUUGAAUGUGAUGCAUCAAUCAUGGAUGAAGAAGGUUAUGGAGCGAUAGGCGCUGUUUCAAGUAUACAAAAUCCAAUUACAUUAGCAUGGGCAUUGUUACAUACGCAAAAACAAGGUUUGAUGGAAGGCGGUCGAAUACCUCCAUGUUUCCUCGUUGGAGAUGGUGCUAAACAAUGGGCACAACAAAAUGGCUUCUCUUUAGUUGAUAAUCAACAAAUGAAAACAGAGAACAGUACUUAUAUGUUUGAUAAAUACAAAAGAAAACUUGAGGAAAAUACAUUGGAAUCAACAAAAAGAGCGAAAACGAACGAUAAUGAAAGAUUAGAUACAGUUGGUGCUAUUGUUAUUGACCAAAAUGGAAAUGUUGCUGCAGCUGCAUCAAGUGGUGGAAUUCUUUUAAAACACUCGGGACGUGUUGGACACUCUUCUAUGUUCGGUUGUGGUUGCUGGGCGGAACGAAAAGAUUCGUGUUCGAUAGCAGUCGCUUCGUCUGGAACGGGAGAGUUUCUGAUGAAAAGUCUAUUCUCAAAAUCAAUCAGUGAUGCUUGCUCGGUCGAUGAACUCACACCAGACAUGAUCCAAACUUCGAUAAAUAAUCUCUACCUUAAUCGCAGAAUGACACCGAUUAAUGCAGAAAAAUAUGUUGGAUUCAUUCUUUUAAAAGCAAUGAGUAAUGAAAACAAUCAACAAUUCAUUGAAUUCCUCUGUGCACAUAAUACUCAAACAAUGUGUUUCGGUCACAUGACGACACAUCAAAAUAAAGUAACUACGGUCUUUUCGGAAUUAAAAUCGGGCGAAUCUUUAACAAUCAAUCUCGAUUUCAUCUCUUCAACAUGA
Adineta ricciae is the source of this 1077-nucleotide messenger RNA. Lineage: Eukaryota; Metazoa; Rotifera; Eurotatoria; Adinetida; Adinetidae. The record is from the annotation of a GenBank genome assembly.